AUGAGUAUCCGGAGCAAGUGGAGAGAAUAUGUGGCUGCACUCAGUGCGACGCUGAUCACGGCGGCGGCUGGAACCACGGUGGGCUGGACCUCGCCGACUUUGCCUAUUCUACUGUCAAAAAAUUCCCCCAUACAGACCUCAGCCGAUCAGAGCUCAUGGAUCGCGUCACUCAUGAUACUUUGCUCAGCGGCCAGCCCUAUUCCUGCGUCAUACCUUGCAGAUAGAAUAGGAACAAAGAAGACUCUUCUAUUAGCGGCAAUUCCAUAUAUAAUCGGUUGGAUUAUGGUAAUGCUCGCCGGCAACAUACCAACAAUUUAUGUAUCACGGCUUAUCUCUGGCCUUGGUUACGGUAUCGCCUACACUGCCGCCCCAAUGUACUUGGGAGAAAUCGCAUCCAAUGAGGUUCGUGGUGCAAUGACCACCCUCAUCACUGUUAUGUCAAAGUUUGGUAUCCUGUCACAGUACUGCAUCGGGCCGUACGUGUCGAUGCUUGGACUAGCGAGUUUCAAUAUCGCUAUCCCAAUACUAUUUGUAGUUACAUUUAGUGCAAUGCCAGAGUCUCCAUACUACUAUUUAAAAUCAGGGCGGAAAAAUUUGGCUGAAUUAUCUUUAAAGAAACUGCGGGGCAGACGAUACAUAAGAGAAGAAUUAGAGUGCAUGACACACCUAGUGAAUGAAAAUAUGAAGGAAAAAAGCAGAUGGAAGGAUCUUGUCGCAGUGGGAGGAAAUAAAAAAGGACUCAUUAUAUUAUUAGGUAUAUAUUUCACACAGCAGUUCUGUGGUAGCACUGCUAUAAUAGCAUAUGCGCAACAAAUAUUCGGAGCUGCUGAAGGUGGACUAGGAGCUAAGGAAUCGUGCAUAUUAUUUGGCACGGUGCAAUUGUUAACAUCCGCAAUAUCUUCUCAACUAGUCGAUAGAUUAGGAAGAAAGCCUCUAUUAUUAGUGUCCUCGUGUGGUGUUGGCCUAGCCAAUAUCAUCAUAGGUGCCUACUUUUUCAUGAAACACAAAAACAGUGAAUUAGUAAUAAAUGUAAGCUUUAUUCCCAUUGUUGUGAUACCUAUAUUUAUAUUUUCUUAUACAAUAGGAUUAGCUACAGUGCCUUUUGCUAUCACAUCGGAAAUAUUUCCGACUAAUAUUAAAUCAAAAGCCACAUGUGUGAUACAAAUAUUUGUAGCUCUAAUGACAUUUGCUGUCACUAAGCUUUACCAAGUGAUUGCAGACAAUUUAGGAAAUUAUGUUGCGUUUUGGUGUUUCGGUUUGUUAUCUAUGGGUGGUGUUAUUUUCAUAUUGCUUUUGCUUCCGGAAACAAAGGGACAAUCUUUUGCUGCAAUACAAGAUAAACUAUAUUCAAAUGAAAAAGUGAUUUUUGAGAAGCAAGAUGAAGAUAUGAGCAGGGUUAGAUUAAAUAUAUAA
Parnassius mnemosyne (clouded apollo) is the source of this 1413-nucleotide messenger RNA. The record is from the annotation of a GenBank genome assembly. NCBI's taxonomy places the organism in Eukaryota, Metazoa, Arthropoda, Insecta, Lepidoptera, Papilionidae.